Molecule: messenger RNA, 1420 nt
Organism: Scophthalmus maximus (turbot)
Lineage: Eukaryota; Metazoa; Chordata; Actinopteri; Pleuronectiformes; Scophthalmidae
Exons: 4
Coding region: 255-752 (165 amino acids)
Source: RefSeq, a predicted model, not a curated record
CAUGUUAUGUCUUUUCUCCAUGCAGCAGUGUGCGCACGUGCUACACGGCCAACAGUGUGUGUCACAGCCCUGCCUCACUGAAGUGGGUGGGAGCAGGUGGGGGAAUGGCUGACGAAGUUUAGGGCAGUAGUUAUAAGAGAGUGUUGGCCAGGUCACGGUUGUGUCACUGUUGGAAGGAUCGUAUCACAAAGAGUGCCUUUUUUUCCCCCUGCUCUGACCUGGAAAGCCCAGUCACAGAAAGUUAGGUGAAGAAGAUGAGGGUGAAGGAGGCUCUGGUCCUUCUCUGCGUGGUGUCAACGUGUGACGCUCAGAAGCAGAAAACCCGAAGCUGGGAUCCUAAAGCAGAACACGCCAAUGGCAGGACUUGUUCCAACCUGACUCAGGUUCUGGACAACUGGAAAUUUGCUAUUCUAAGCCAAGUGAAAGACCUGCUGAUUAAUGACCAUGCCUCCGUCCUUCCUGAAUACAACAGGAUCCAGCCUCUGUCAGAAGCUCUGGGUGACCUCUACGGGCAGUUUAACGCGCUGAAAGACGAGCUGGGGAGGCUCACCACAAAGUUCGACAGAGUGGAGGCUUUCGUGGACGAGCUCAGGGAGGGCAGAUUGACUCUGCCCCGGCAACCCAUGCGGAGGAUUUCGCCCAGGGUUGGUCUGAGGUCUCCACUCCGGGCCCAGAUGAGGGCUCCCGACAGGGGGGUUGUUACAGGGCCAAUGCUGAUCAGAGCGAGGAGGAGAGGACCCCGGACUCCUUAGACCCGCUGGCCAGGGGUUUUUUUUCAAACAGGAGUUUGUUUAUAUAUUUUUCAGGUGAUGGGAUUGGCCUGUAGUAUUUUACUGAGUGUGAUGUGACGUAAUUGCAUCACGACUUCGUGACGGUGUAGAAAACUUAUCUUAGCUUCACCUUUCUGUGCAAAGUCACUUUCAACCACAAGGUGACAGUAUUUAUCAAAUUAUCCCAGACUGUCGUCCUACUGCUCAAUAUGUAAUAGCUGGGCAUCAAGUAACAUGACGGAUGAAGACAUAGUUCAGACUGGAGGGAUUAGAUUAGAUUGGACAUAUAAUAUUGUAAUACAAUAUAUAGAUAUUUUCCCAUAUCAACACUGUAUGAUCCUUUUGUAUUUGUUUUGUUUAUCAAUUAUUAAAAAAAGUGUUAUUGCACUUACAAUAUAUUAAUCAACAUUAUUACAUUUGCUGUAUAUAGUUUACAAUACGGUGGAUAGAAAUAAUGAGAGGAACGUAUCAUGAUGAUGAGUUGAUGACAUUAAAGUCAUUAGUUUCAUCCAGCUGAAUGUUAAGAAUAAAGUAACAAAUGCAUGGCAAGAAACUUGACUGUCAAAUAAAAGCUUUUGCCUUUGCCGAAAAAUAAUGGACACAUGUAAGACACUUCACGGAAGAUGAAAUAUAUAAAUGCUUUUAUUGAA